AGCAUAGCCCAAUCCAGUUAAGAAUAACAUGAAUCAGUCCCUCUCUUUCAUCUGGAGAAAGAAAGAAGCGAAAACGAAGAACCAGAGAACUAGAGGUUGGAGAAGACUAGAAGAGGGCUUUCUAACUUUUGUUGUCGUUUAAGCUUUACUUUUGGUUCAUAAAAAAGAUGUUUAAGAACAUAUUCCAAUCUGGGUUACUCUCAAUUCUCUACUCUCUUGGGAGCAAACCUUUGCAGAUUUGGGAUAAAGAAGUUUCUGAUGGCCAUAUUAAACGUCCUCAUGAUGAGGACAUACAGUCUGAUGUGCUAGAGAUAGUUGGAUCAAAUAUUCAGUCAACAUACAUCACCUGUCCAGUAGACCCAAAUGCAACACUUGGUAUAAAACUACCAUUCCUGGUUAUAAUCGUAAAGAAUCUGAAGAAAUAUUUUACAUUUGAGAUUCAAGUUCUUGAUGACAAGAAUGUCAGGCGACGUUUCCGAGCUUCGAAUUUUCAAGCUGUGACUCGUGUGAAGCCGUAUAUCUGCACCAUGCCGCUAAAAAUGGAUGAGGGCUGGAAUCAAAUACAGUUUAAUCUAGCUGAUUUUACCAGGAGAGCUUAUGGAACAAACUAUGUGGAGACAUUGCGAGUUCAGGUUCAUGCAAACUGUCGUCUGAGGCGUAUAUAUUUUUCUGAACGCAUGUGUUCGGAGGAGGAACUUCCCCCAGAAUUCAAGCUGUACCUUCCAAUGCAACAACAGAAAGCUUGAUAUGGUAAUUUUGAAUGGUGUGAUCUGUUAGAGAAGGGCUUCAACUCUCAAGACCGUGAACUUGAUUAUGCCAUAUAUAUUAUAUAUAUUUUAAGAAUAUGUUUAUUAAUCUAUAGUUCUAGUUGAUCAAAUUUUUUCAAUUCUGAUGGAGCUUCAUAGUUCUUAGCAGAUUCUGAACUUUAUCUGUAUGGAAUGGUUUACAUUUUUCAAGAUUCUAAGCUUUAUUAUUUUACAUGUUUUUGUGCUCAA
Cannabis sativa is the source of this 995-nucleotide messenger RNA. RefSeq names its product cilia- and flagella-associated protein 20. The record is from RefSeq and is a predicted model, not a curated record. The transcript has 6 exons. NCBI's taxonomy places the organism in Eukaryota, Viridiplantae, Streptophyta, Magnoliopsida, Rosales, Cannabaceae. The coding region runs from base 168 to 746 and encodes 192 amino acids.